GCGGCCGUUUCCGGAAGCCGGCUCCCGCCGCCGCCAGACUGGCGCUCGCAGCGGGAGCUGAACGCGACCCGCCCCGCGGCCCGGUCGCUGGGACGGAGAUGGCGCUGCUCUGCUACAACCGCGGCUGCGGCCAGCGCUUCGAUGCCGACAGCAACGCCGACGAUGCUUGCACAUACCACCCUGGUGUACCAGUCUUUCACGAUGCAUUAAAGGGUUGGUCUUGCUGUAGGAGAAGAACAACGGAUUUUUCUGAUUUUUUAAGCAUUGUAGGCUGUACAAAAGGUAGGCAUAAUAGUGAAAAGCCUCCUGAGCCGGUCAAACCUGAAGUCAAGACUACUGAGAAGAAAGAACUAUCUGAAUUGAAACCCAAAUUUCAGGAGCACAUCAUUCAAGCCCCUAAACCAGUAGAAGCAAUAAAGAGGCCAAGCCCAGAUGAACCAAUGACAAGUUUGGAAUUAAAAGUAUCUGCCUCCCUAAAACAAGCCCUGGAUAAACUUAAACUGUCAUCUGGGAAUGAAAAAGACAAAGAAGAAGACAGUGAUGAAAUUAAGAUUGGGACCUCAUGUAAAAAUGGAGGGUGUACAAAGACAUAUCAGGGUCUACAGAGUCUAGAAGAAGUCUGUGUAUAUCAUUCUGGUGUACCUAUUUUCCAUGAAGGGAUGAAAUACUGGAGCUGUUGUAGAAGAAAAACUUCUGAUUUUAAUACUUUCUUAGCCCAAGAGGGCUGUACAAAAGGGAAACAUAUGUGGACGGCAAAAGAUGCUGGGAAAAAAGUUGUUCCAUGUAGACAUGACUGGCAUCAAACUGGGGGUCAAGUCACAAUUUCAGUAUAUGCUAAAAAUUCACUUCCGGAACUUAGUCAAGUAGUAGCAAAUAGCACAUUGUUAAAUGUGCACAUUGUAUUCGAAGGAGAGAAGGAAUUUCAUCAAAAUGUGAAAUUAUGGGGUGUGAUUGAUGUAACGCGAAGUUAUGUAACUAUGACUGCAACAAAGAUUGAGAUCACCAUGAGAAAAGCUGAACCAAUGCAGUGGGCAAGCCUUGAACUGCCUGCAACCAAAACCCAGGAAAAGCAAAAAGAGGAUAAAACAGAAUGAAUUGAGAGGGAAUAAAAAGUUAUUGCCUGUUUUAGAAUUCUUAAUAUGUGGUGAAGUAGUAGCUUGCUGCUGUAAAUCUUUGUUUUGUUGUGAUAGUUGAAUCUGGUAUUUCAGGGUCAACAGUGUAGGUUCUUAAAAGCCAAAGUCAGUUUUAUCUUUUUGUGCCUCCUUUUUUUUUUUUUUUUUUCUUUUUCCUUUUUCUCUUUUUUUGGUUUAACUAAGAUUGAUUAUUCAGUUAGCCUCACUAAUAGAAUUAUAGUUGUGUCCCAUACUUGAAAAAGCUAGAAAAUAGCUUGUAAGUAGAAUAGUUCUUUGUAUAAUAUUGUGUUAAACAGAUGAAUAUAAAGUAACAUCUCUAUUAUUCCAUAAUUAGUAAAGCAAGACGGAAUGUCAAAUUUUUAAUUAGUUUUUUCAUGAGUUUGUGUUCCUAUAAUACUUGAAAUCUUUAAAAGUUAAAGCUCUGCAAUGUUUUUUUUCCACUCGGACGGUUAAUUUCUGUAGGAGGAUUAAAUUGUAAGAUAGUGUAGUAACUAGUUAAAGAGGAAUAUAUGCAUUGAUUAAUAAAUUACAAUUUAUUUGCAACUAAUUGCAAAAAAAUUUAUAUCAGUACCUAUAUUAAUUGCAAGGCAGUAUCACUUAAGAAUACAGGAAAUAAAAAAUACAGAGGUAUUGAUUUAUUUAAAAUACAUCAUUUUAUGAGACUAAGCAAUAAUGUUAAAUAUCUCUGAUUAUUUAUAAGGUCUUGGUAUGGUGUGAUGGUUAAAUUGUAUUUGAAUCAUAGGCCAUACCCUCUUAAUAUUUUUAAUUACAUAUAAAGAGAAACUAAAUAUACAAUAUAUAUCUGGCUUUCCUGAUGGUAAACUAUAUAAAAUUAUAGAAAUACAUUAUGGAAAUACACUAGAAUUUCAGAAAACUAAAUAUUUGAGCGUUGCUUUAUGACAGCUAUUACAUAUUAAAUAAAAAUAGUGUAAUUGUUUUAUUGUUUUGUUUUGUUUUUAGACUUUCAUGAACAGUUUGACAAUUCCAGGUGAUACAAUAUUGAUUAUAUAUUGUACUUUUUAAAUAAGUAUCAGAGAAUUAGAUUGUUUAUGCCUAUUGAACCCAUUAAAGAAUAGAUUACCUUUUGAGGUAGUGCAGAGCUCACAAAGAAAAUGAAAAAUGUUAUGAAGGCAAAAACUCUGGCAGAAUUUUGGGGCAUGAAUUAUGCUUGCAGAAAUUAAAAUGAUUAUUUCCUAAGCCCUUUGAGUGGUUCUUCCCUCGUCCCUGCAACCCCUCUACCCUCGUCCUCUUGAUGAAUAGGAUUUUUAUCACUGAAAAUUUGCUGAAAUACAAUUUUAGUUAAAGAAUUAGUAUAUCUCACUCUAUAAAUAACUAUUAGAUGUAGUUAUGUAAUUGUUAAAUGGCUUAGCUCUGUUACAAAUAAAGAUGUAAAAUACGGCAACUAGGCUUUUAUGAUACUAAAAUACUCUGGCAAGAAAUUUUUGGCAGUAAAAUUGGUACACAAAUAGAGUAUUUAAGUGAAUUGUAUUUAAAUUUUUUAACGGUAGUUUUCAUAACUUAGGACCUGGGUUCAAUAGGACACAUGCAAUCUUCAUUGUUUAGGGGAAAGGUUGCUAUUUUGAUUUGAGGUAAUGAAUUAAUAUACCCUUUUUUUUAUAUGUCCUUUUUGAGGCUAUUUUCCCCUAAACACCACCUUACUCUGUUCUGUGCUAUUGAAAUAUUGUUUAAAGCAAGCGGAUUAUACACCCAAUAGUUACAAAGUUCUGACUUUUGUACUAUUUUUGGAUACAGCAUACACUUUAGUCUGGUUACAUUAGUGACCUUUCUGUUGUUAAUUUCCACGAACCUCUGAAUUUGCUGGCCAGAUAAAAAUUUAAAUGAUACUUGUCUUUUAACUUAUACAUACAUAUAGCAACACAUUUAUAAUUAGGUAAAGUGUUUUACUUUUAUCAGACUUUCAAAAAAUUACAAUUCUUAACUUUUAUUAAGUUGUCCCUCUAGAAAUAUAUUUUUUCUUUCUCAACAUUGCUAGUACAAUAAUUACUAUAGCAAAGCAGUCAAAGCUAUGUUUAUUAUAUACUUGGUAACUAAUUUGAUAGCUAAACUAAUCAGUUUGAUAGCUAAACUAAUCAUGGGGAAAAUUAUUUUUUUUUUUUUGCCUACCACAUUUGUUAGUAGUAUAAAGUAAGGUCCUAAGAAGUUGAGCUUUUAUUUCUUUUCAACCUCUUAUUUUUAAGGAAAUUUAAAUUUACAGAGGAGUUGCAAAAAAAAAAAAAAAGUACAUAAUUUUUUAUAUGUUAAUCUUUCCCUAGUUUUAAAAUCUUACAUAAUCAUAAGUCAUGUUACGUUACUAUUAACUAAAGUAGAAAAUUAAUUUUGACCAUGCUUUUAGAGGAAUACUAUUAAAUGGUAGUUCUUAAGACAUAUUCUAGUUUUUGGUAAUAAUUUAAGCCAGGAAUUUAUAAACCAUUAAAAAUAUAAAUUGAAGUCAGUCUACCAUAGACAAAUGUUUAUAGGUCAAAGGUGUAAUUUCUUGUUCUGAACAUAUACUGGCAAAGGACUGUAAUCUAUUUUAUUAUAAUUUAUAUUUUAUACCAUCAAUUAUAAUUUUUAUCAUGUAUAACUUUUGUUUGGUUUUCUUUAGAUAAGUCUUCAGCAUCUUAAUGGCAAAGAGAACCUUAAAGAAUUCUUACAAAUACAUUAAGUGACUUUGGAUUAUUGCUCUGCCACCCCUUGCUUUAAAAAAAAAAAGUCAGUCAUUCUCCAGUUUGAAAAUGCUUGUCAUGCAUACACCCACAAUAAACUUUUUAAAAAACUCAUG
This is a messenger RNA of Pipistrellus kuhlii (Kuhl's pipistrelle), 3915 nucleotides long. It is a transcript of the gene CHORDC1, whose product is annotated as cysteine and histidine rich domain containing 1. NCBI's taxonomy places the organism in Eukaryota, Metazoa, Chordata, Mammalia, Chiroptera, Vespertilionidae. The transcript has 11 exons. Gene Ontology annotation, biological process: centrosome duplication. The record is from RefSeq and is a predicted model, not a curated record. Gene Ontology annotation, molecular function: zinc ion binding. The coding region runs from base 99 to 1094 and encodes 331 amino acids.